AUGCAAUGUAUCUGGCGAAGAUGCACCAAACACACGCUCCAUGCUUUACCUGCUCAUGGCAAGGCCUUGCAAUCCACCUUCUCGUGUGGUUUUAGCGCACUCUCUACCUCAUUUGACCUAAAUCCAUCAACUUCACCUUCACUUUCACCGACCCCUUCCAUACCUACCUCGAAUUCUUCUUCGCAAUCCCUGACACCAGCCCAGAUCUCUCUUGCCGCUUCGCAGGCUGUCCGUUUGUCUAUUGCAAACAACGAUCUGUCUGAUGCCUUUCUCAUUGUCAACUCCAUUCGCCACGCCAGGCUUGGCGAUAGAUGGACUUCAAGCCUCGGAAUAAGAGACCUCAAGCGGUUCAAGGCCUCAGCCAUACCUUUCGACUCGAAUGUCUCGCCGAGGUUAUCUUCCCAUGCACUACUGCAUGGUCUCAUUCGGAUAGGGCUCUCGAAAAAAGCCGGCAAUUUGGCUCAGCAAAUGAUGAAAAGCUGCAUCCGAAUACGCACCAAAACAUUGGAAGCCGUUUUUCAAGCGAUAACACAUCCUUCUCCGACUAUAGGCAAUAUAACGUCACCCCUGUUGUUAAAGUCAUCGCUAGAAGACUCUGACAUUCUCACCCUCAAACCUACCAUGACAAACCACCACGGUACAAAAUUUGCUCUUCGGCUUCUGGACCUGGCGCGCCAAAGACGGCAGAAACGAACUAACAACAUGUUUCGAACCCUCAUGACACUCUGCGUUAUCAAUGGGGAAAUCAUCAUAGCAUCGUUGCUUUUUGGGAUUAUGGUUAGGGAUUGGCAGGCUCGCAUGGUGCAAUCUUCAAUCAAGCUAGAUCCAUCUUCCCCUGGACCUAUUGCGACUACACAGAACGGGUUGGGCGUCCCCAAAUGGUACGAUUCUGAGGCUGAGUUCCCCUCAGAAUCAUGUUUGCACCCCAUGUUGGAUGCGAUUGAUCAGACCCUCUCAUCGGACGCAACGGAUGAGAGCUCCCGACUUAACAUUCGUGCCGCGCUGCAGGCACUUGCUAAUAUCGCGGCACUUUUAGAUGAAAAGCGAAUACCUUUCCAGUCAAUCAGCCCAAUCAUACGUUCACUUUCUGCCUGUCCCAGGACGGCACGAGCGACACGAGACAAAGUGAAAGUUUGGGUCCCUGAUAAAGCGGGUCAGCCCGAGCAAGUCAAAGCCUACUCUUACUUUCAUGACGUCCUUCACCGACUUAUCCAUAAAUUGCCAGAACGCAAUCAUCUACACCCUCUUUCAUCCCCGGAAAGAUCAAUGUUACCCGCCAUGGACAGAUACGGGUACAACAGUCUUCUGCAGUACGCUUUGCGGCAUAGGCGUUCUGGCAAACUGGCUGACAAAAUUUUGCGCCACAUGACUGACGAACGAGUCCCGCCAUUAAAACCUGAUCAAGCUACCGCGACUAUUCUGCUGAGGAAUGGUACACUGCUCCACCGUUCUGAGAUUGUCGACAAAGCUUUGAAUUUGAUGAGUGACGGCCAGAACGCUACUCGCAUGGAUACCAUUCGCACGGCUGUGGAACGAGGAGAUAGUCACACUAUUACGUCCACUAUUACACAUCUCACGUCCACCGGCCGUCCAAAUGUUGUUGUAGACCUCUUACCCAUCAUUUUUCCUGGCCUCCUCCUACCGCCGGACCAAGCUGUGCAAGACGGCGAAUUUGCUGAUCCAGCGAAAAGAAAGAUGGUCAGGUAUAGCAAACAACUAAAGCACGCUGUUAAACUCGGACCAUACGUCUUUACUUCGAUCCUGAACGCACUUCAGAAAACAGGGAGGACUGGGUUCGCUGAGAGGGUUUGGAAGCUUGCACAAGAUGCCGAAGAGGCGAGUUGGAAGGUGGUUUUAGAUCCUGACGCAAAAUUUACUCCUUGGUGCCUCCCUAUUCAUGCAUACACCAUCAUGAUCAAGCUCUAUGCUGCUGAAGCGAAUCCACGGUCAAUUUCUAACAAUUUGGACACUAGUAAGGCUCGUCAUGCUCGUCAAGGCGUUAUUGGCUGGGGACAACCCCAUCCUCUUGUACCUCGGACAUCAAAUUUGCGCGAAGUUCUGGGACGUGAUCAAGGUUUGGCUGUUUACCGCUCCGCACAAACUGCUGCGCAGAGAAUCCCGGAGGAUCUCAUCAUCAAGCGUAGUCUGCAGCCUCCGGAGCCUGAUGCCCAUUUCUUCAAUGCUAUCCUCGAUAUUGUCGGUCGACACUCGCACAUGCGACCUAGGAGACCAAGAGUGAAUCCAGCUUUCGUAAAACACCAAGUGAAAAAGGCGAAAUUGAAUUAUGCGCAUCGUGGUGCUCUUUCGAAGGUUUGGGAUCCGACUUUGUUGGAAGUUGGAAAGGAUAUGAUUCAGGCGGGAUUUGCCAUUCCUUUGGGAUUCCAGCAUCUUUUCGUGGGGCGUCUGCCCUCAUGCGUAGAGGAAUCUCCACUGAAGAUCAAGACAUUUCCGUAUGCGUUCCCGUUAAAGAUGCAGCAGGGUAGAUCGUUGUAUCGCAUUCCAACGAGGAAAACGAAGUCCCACGGACUCGGACUGGGCUAACUUUGACGCUCUGACACUCUGAAUUGUCUCCUCGGGAAUAUGUUCCGUCAUUCAAAAUGACCCCAUUGGUGAAAUAUGGGAUUCCGAAGAACCGGAGCUGUUCUGAUCCCAGAAGUUUUAGGAGACAAUCCCAAGUAAAUAUGUAGCUUCCAAGUACUCUACGUAAAUAUGUCGGAUUCUGAUUGUUC
Laccaria bicolor S238N-H82 is the source of this 2729-nucleotide messenger RNA. RefSeq lists its product as uncharacterized. NCBI's taxonomy places the organism in Eukaryota, Fungi, Basidiomycota, Agaricomycetes, Agaricales, Hydnangiaceae. The transcript has a single exon. The record is from RefSeq and is a predicted model, not a curated record. The coding region runs from base 1 to 2541 and encodes 846 amino acids.